AUGCCUGCCCCACGACCCCCUAAAGGGGAGCUGUGGGAGACUCGGAGCAUGCAGCGUCGCCCACGUGGAAAGCGACUGGCGCAAGAAUCCGCUUCACAGCCACCACCAGAGCCAAGAUGGAUCAACCUCGACAUCAUCAGAUCUUGGAUCACAAACUGUAACGAAAAGCAUGCAGAUCAUUGCCAGCGAGCGCGUCUGCCGGACGAAACACAGGGACUGCCGCGCUGGCUUAUUCAUGUCUCGGAGAAGCGCGUAGUGCCUCUUCGGUCUGACUAUCGAUAUGUCGCUCUCAGCUACGUCUGGGGUAGAUCGACAGGCCAUGACCUGCAACUUUUAAUGGAAAAUCUCGAGUCAUUCCAAGAAGACAAAGCACUUGAGAAGAUGUGGGAUCAAGUCCCCGCCACGAUUCAGCAUGCGAUAGAGCUAGUCCGACGUAUCGGCGAGACGUAUAUCUGGGUCGAUCGCCUCUGCAUCGUGCAAGAUGACUUGGAGAUAAAACAAGAACAGAUCAAUCAGAUGGCUUUUAUAUAUGGCAACGCCUAUUUCACACUGGUUGCUACAGCCGCCUACAGCGCCGAAGAAGGGCUGAGAGGAAUAAAAGAUGUCUCACCCUCCAUGCACCACAAUGUUUGGCCAGAGCGAGCUAAUAUGGACCACUACGGGCUCGUCGCAUGGUCGCCUUGGACCAAAAGAGGAUGGACAUUGCAGGAACUCGUGUUUUCACAGCGAUCCUUGUUCUUCCAUAACAAUGAGGUGACGUGGGAAUGCCACUGUGCUAUAUGGCACGAGCAUAUGCAACUGGCUGAUCGCGAUCAGAAAAGUUGUCUUGGAACAUUUAGUCCAGAUGCACGGGGGUUUCGGUACUCUCCAUGGCCGGACCUACAAGAGUUUCAUCAGUUAGCAACGAGCUAUAGUCGGAGACAACUUACUUUCUCGAGUGAUAUUCUUCCGGCCUUUGCUGGUAUCACGACAGCUUUAUCGCAGUCCUUCCCCCACGGAUUCUUGUUCGGUCUACCAGAGAUCGCAUUCGAUGUUGCUCUUCUGUGGAGAUCGGCUGGAAGCAUAUGCCAGGCCUCGGUGUUGAACGGAAAGCCUGUUCCUAGUUGGUCUUGGAUGAUUUGCCUCGACUUGCACAUUGACGUGGAUCUUUCACCAUGGGCGAGCGGCUUCGAGUAUAUGGCACAUCCAAUGUCUGAGCAGGGUCGGUCGGCCACCUAUCCGCCUCUCCACGUCGCAUAUCAGCAAGAGUGGAAUUCGCGAUGGAACCGAAAACGUCCUCCAGAAGGCAUUUUAGACGGACUAGUGACAGAGUCAAUAUGUACGUGGUACGUCAAUGACGAGUCGGGCGAUAGACCUAUCACGAACGAUCUCGAAAGAUUUAAAGCCUGCAGUACCGACCCGGCACUUGCGCUUCCUCCCAGCUGGCAAAGAGACGGAGAUUUGUUCUACCAUCCGAUUGAUCCACAACGAAGAUUCAAAUAUCCAAUUCCACUGGUAACUGACGAAAACUUGACCGGAGCUGAAAAGGAACCCUCGUUUUUGAUAAAGACCCAAACUGAGCGGGCUUUCUUCUAUUGCGAACCAUCAACAAACGGCCAAUCUAUACACAGACUUGAAGGAGACGCCGUCGUCGACCUCUAUACCAGUGAGGGGACAUGGGUAGGCUGCCUUCGCGCACAGACGAGGUCUAUUUUAUGGCUGCUUCUUUGCAGAAAACUCAAAUGCGAGUUGGUAGCAAUAUCGAGAGGGUAUAUCGAUUCAAAUACCGGUGGAUGGUCUCGUCUUGACGAGUACGAGAAGCUGAAAGUGCAGGAGAGGGAAGACUACAAGUUCUACAAUGUUUUGCUGAUUGAGUGGAAGGAUGGUGUUGCUUAUCGACAAGGCAUCGGACGCGUGGAUAGAGCGGCUUGGGAAGCGGAGUUCCGCGAGGCGAUCGAAUUAAUUCUAGGUUGA
Messenger RNA from Fusarium coffeatum, 1953 nucleotides. RefSeq lists its product as uncharacterized. The record is from RefSeq and is a predicted model, not a curated record. Bases 1 to 1953 code for a protein of 650 amino acids. The transcript has a single exon. Lineage: Eukaryota; Fungi; Ascomycota; Sordariomycetes; Hypocreales; Nectriaceae.